Molecule: messenger RNA, 908 nt
Organism: Drosophila innubila
Lineage: Eukaryota; Metazoa; Arthropoda; Insecta; Diptera; Drosophilidae
Exons: 3
Coding region: 135-608 (157 amino acids)
Source: RefSeq, a predicted model, not a curated record
ACAUUGUUCACUUUGCAAAUGGAACUAAAAAUUAGCCGACCGUUUGGUUUAUUAGAUGUCGGUAAUAUUCAGUCAGGAACACGGAGCACCAAAGAUAUUAGGAGCGGUUAACAUUACCUAGAGACAGCGUCACCAUGGCAUCAUCGUCGUACAAGAGCAAAACUGUGCAAUUAAUAAAGUGCUUCUGCGGUUGCUCGGACAUGACCGUUGAGGAAGUGCAGCGCAUUUACACUCUAACAAACAGUGUUCAACAAACGCUGCUGGACGGCGAUGCCAGGAGAUUACUUCAUCGGUAUCUGGAGCUGCAUCGGUCAGGUGACAAAAACGAGGUCGAACAGUAUCUGGAUGUCUAUGAGAAAUGCGACGAAUAUCUGCAGGAGGAUCAGCGUACUUUUACUCAGGAUGAAAUUGACGAACUUUGUGAUUUGGGAUUACCCUUUGAUUUGGAACAGGAUCUGACAAGACGCACUCGUAAUGGGCAGCGUACUGAGAUUAAUCUUGGUCUUAAUCGCAUCCAGGGAAAAUGUCGCAAUGAGAUUGAAGCGAGCAGCAAUUUUAAAGAGUUUAGGAAUGCAAUUCUCGCAAAGAUGAGGAGAGGGACCAAAUGAUGCAAGAUGAAAGCAAAAAAAGGUAGAGAGAGAGGUGCCUUUUGUGUUCACAUAAUAAUAUCAAAGUGAUAUAGAUUCAUUUAUGGAAACCGCACUAAACCUCACUUGAUAAUCAGAUCCCCACACAUCUUACCAUUGGAACAAGUCACAAUUACUUAGUCACUGGUGCAACGAAACCGUCCUCCGGUUAUCUCUUAGUCAUUCAUUAAAUAAUACUUAUAAGUGUUCCUUAAAACGAUAUCCUUACCGCAUAGAAGAGAAAUGUAUUCUUACAAUUAAAUUAUGUUAUAUUUGUAUGUA